Molecule: messenger RNA, 3602 nt
Organism: Pteropus alecto (black flying fox)
Lineage: Eukaryota; Metazoa; Chordata; Mammalia; Chiroptera; Pteropodidae
Gene: HOXA2
Product: homeobox A2
Exons: 4
Coding region: 1651-3129 (492 amino acids)
Biological process (GO): regulation of DNA-templated transcription
Molecular function (GO): DNA-binding transcription factor activity, RNA polymerase II-specific; DNA binding
Source: RefSeq, a predicted model, not a curated record
CUCGGGUUUUCUGCGGUCACAUCCUGGCUUUGGUGAUGAAGUGAGACGGAUGCGCAGACAGUUGGUAAUGUUCUGAUUCACGCUGGGAAAGGCUGCGGAGAUACCAUAGGACCCGCGCGCGGCUUUGUUCAAUUUUCCCGGUGUUCAUAAAUCACCCGCGCCCGGCGAGUGAGGGAGCAAACGAGCGCCAAAAACGCGGAGAGAGGCCACAGCGGCGGCAGCGGCCAUUGCAGAGGAAGUGUAGGGACCUGGGCCACAUCUCUUUGUGACUCAUUACUCUGAACGAUUUAUGGGGAACAGCAGCCAUGAAUAUUAGACUUGGGGAUAAGGAAAUAGUAACAAUAAUAACCAUAAUAAUUACAAUACUUCUAAGCAUUGCAGGGGGGCGUGGUGGAUGGUGACAUAGCUGUUCUUUCUGGGGAGAUGUUAAGUGGCAACGUGCAGAGUAGCUAAGCCCCAACUUGCUCAGGGUCCCGGCAGGAGCCCCAAGGCUAGGGGGCACUCCCUUUGGGGGCAUAGCGGGCAAAGCUGAACAAGAGAGAGGCUCCCAGCAUGGAUUCUGAGUCCCAAGUGCCUGAUGGAGGGUGAGGGCUGCAGGUCGAGGUGAUGGCAGAGGGCAGCUAGCUGCUGGUUUUGGGCCACUUGUUCAAUGCACUAGGGGGCCCUGAAGCCUGAGGGUCAGGGGACUUGUCAGCUAUUUGGUAGCCUCUCUUGGCGCUAUCAGCAGGAUUGCAUGGAUGCCGAACAGCCAUCAAGGGUUGGUUUGGGGCUGGUUGGAGUGUGGGGAGGCUAUGCGGGUUUGGGUGAAUGGGGUCGUAGCGAGGGGUGGGUCUGUGGAAGCAACUCGCCCUGCAGAGUCCCAGCCCAGAGGGAACUUCUCCAAGCCGGAGCCCAUCCGGGAGGAUGAGGAUUCUUUGCCCCUUCCUCAGUGUCUUCCCGCCACCCCCGAGUUUGCUGACCACCGUUUGCUAGUUAAAGAGCAAGAGAGGGUUGCAAAUAUCUUGAGAGGUGAGGUGGCAGCAGAAUUAGGGUGUCUAGAGGCUUGUCACUGAACAAGGCAAGGCUGGACAGCCCCCCCCCCCCAUAUCCAGUAUUGUCCCAUGUUCAUGUCUUUCCCAGUUUCCUCCUAUUUCUAGCAGCCAAACUUGGCCUGCUGUGAGGGACUGGACGCUGCGGUAGUCCUGCCAGCCCACUGGGACGGAGAAGUGAUGCGCCCAGGGCUUGAAUGAACCAGAAGACAAAACCUCUCAAGGCUGUCCCUGGCCCAUGGGCUGAGCUGGGGUCUGAUUUCGCGCCAAACAGAAAUGAACAUCGUUAGUGAGGUUCCAGGAGAGUCCGUGAUUGAAUGCUCCCAGACAAGGCUUCCCUUUGUUAGCAAAAGAAAAUAAAGCUUGCAUUCACAUCCCCCAAGUUGAGGUGCGUGAGGAGCUCUCUUAGUUGAGUCGGCACCAACAGCAAAGCCCUUUCUACCUUCCUAUCUUGCUCCGCCUCGUCCAUUUUCUUCCUCCUUCCCCCCUUCCCACCCCCUAUAUAAAGAAAGAAAAAGAAGAGUGUGGGUGCGGAGAUGGAGUAUAUAUUUAUUUUACAAAAAUAAAUCACCAUCUUCAGGCCAUUUGUAGACUGGAAUCUUUCGAGCAAUGAGUGCGCCGCAUGGACGAAUGCCCUGGCGACUCCUCCGUGUCCGCGUCACCCGGGGGGCCACCCUGGCGUCCGCGCCGACCGCGCUUCCAACUCCGCUUCUCCAACUCCCUUCCUUCGCAGCCGCCGUUCACCCUCUGCUGUUUAUUUGUCCGCAGAGCGCCUGGUCACCGGAGAAGGCGAUUCCCUGAGCUCCUGGAGUUGGAGAAAAUUUGGGGUUCAGUCUUAAACAUCUUUCGAGAACCCGAAUGCAAACAUCCCUGGUGGCCAAGGACCAGGGAAGACGAUUGUAGCUGCCAGGGAGCACUCACUGCAUCUGAACCAAUGUGUCCCCACGGAGAGCCACAAGGAGAAGAAGGAGAGGAAAAGAAAAAGAAAAGGAGAGAAACAAGCGCCUUCUGCCUCCCUGCUGUUAACUUCCAACAGACUUCCUGGAAAUCAGAAAUACUCACCGCACCCGAGCGUUACGGUUCAUCAAUCAAGACCUCGACGCUUUCACACUCGACACUGAUUCCUCCUCCUUUUGAGCAGACCAUUCCCAGCCUGAACCCAGGCAGUCACCCUCGCCACGGCGCUGGCGGCCGCCCCAAGCCGAGCCCCGCGGGCAGCCGCGGCAGCCCAGUGCCCGCCGGCGCCCUGCAGCCUCCCGAGUACCCCUGGAUGAAGGAGAAGAAGGCGGCCAAGAAAACCGCGCUGCCGCCCGCCUCGGCCGCCGCCGCCGCCACCGGCCCUGCCUGCCUCAGCCACAAAGAAUCCCUGGAAAUCGCCGAUGGCAGCGGAGGGGGCUCCCGGCGCCUGAGAACUGCUUACACCAACACGCAGCUUUUGGAGCUGGAGAAAGAAUUUCACUUCAACAAGUACCUUUGCAGACCCCGGAGGGUGGAAAUCGCAGCGCUGCUGGAUUUGACUGAGAGACAAGUGAAAGUGUGGUUUCAGAACCGGAGGAUGAAGCACAAGAGGCAGACUCAGUGCAAGGAGAACCAAAACGGCGAAGGGAAAUUUAAAAGCCUGGAAGACUCUGAGAAAGUGGAGGAGGACGAGGAAGAGAAGUCGCUCUUUGAGCAAGCCCUCAGCGUCUCCGGGGCCCUUCUGGAGAGGGAAGGUUACACUUUUCAGCAAAAUGCCCUCUCUCAGCAGCAGGCUCCCAAUGGACACAAUGGCGACUCCCAAAGUUUCCCAGUUUCGCCUUUAACCAGCAAUGAGAAAAAUCUGAAACAUUUUCAGCACCAGUCACCCACUGUUCCUAACUGCUUGUCAACAAUGGGCCAGAACUGUGGCUCUGGCCUAAACAAUGACAGUCCCGAGGCCCUCGAGGUCCCCUCUUUGCAGGACUUUAACGUUUUUUCCACAGAUUCCUGCCUGCAGCUUUCAGAUGCAGUCUCACCCAGUUUGCCAGGUUCCCUCGACAGUCCCGUAGAUAUUUCAGCUGACAGCUUUGACUUUUUUACAGACACACUCACCACAAUCGACUUGCAGCAUCUGAAUUACUAAAAACAUUAAAGCAAAACAAAGCAUCACAAAACAAAAACCCCUGUGACCAGGUGGUUUUGCCUUCUUUUAUUCUGAGAGUUGAUUUUUUAUUUUACUUUCUUCUUGACCUACCCUCUUCCCUCCUCUAAAUGUUGAAGAGUUUCUGUUUAGUGAUUCCCCUGACCCAGUUGCUGAGGCAUCUUUUACAGAUUAUUUUGGAGUUCUAGUUGCUUUAAAUCUAAUUCAACAAUCCUCUAUGUGAUUUACCGAAAGCAAUAUAUGAGGCCUGCAAGAAAGUGAUCAUAUAAUUGUAUUUUCACUUUCUUUUUAUUUUUGUAUUACAUUAGGAUGCAUUGUCAUGCGUAUUUUUGGUAGAAUAAAUUCUCCUUUGCUAUAAGUAGCUUUCUUAUUUUUUCUCCCCCUCUUUCUCAAGGCUCCUAACGGUUUCUUUUUCUUCUUUUAGUCUAACUUGGUAAAUAAAAUUCUGGUCACGA